Molecule: messenger RNA, 1679 nt
Organism: Perca fluviatilis (European perch)
Lineage: Eukaryota; Metazoa; Chordata; Actinopteri; Perciformes; Percidae
Exons: 4
Coding region: 117-1550 (477 amino acids)
Cellular component (GO): cytoplasm
Molecular function (GO): NAD+ poly-ADP-ribosyltransferase activity
Source: RefSeq, a predicted model, not a curated record
AUGAAUGCACAUUUAUGGAAUUUCCUCCCAAUGCCUGAAGGUGCUUAUAUAAAGCAGAGUGAAUUCACAGCCUGCACUCUUGGAGGAACCUGAAGAGAGUGAAACCUGACACCAACAUGCAGUACCAGUGGGCUGAAGAUGACUUUGACAUGCCCGAGGGUGUGGGUCGCCUGGGCCUCUCCGAGCCAGUUAGUGGUGGAAAGUAUGUCAUGUACCAUGGCACCACCAAGAAGACAGCUCAAUUAAUCCUGGCCAAUGGUUUUAAACAGUCUGCAAACGGGAUGCUCGGCCCUGGCGUCUACCUCAGCAGAGACCUGCAGAAAGCUAGCCGCUAUCCCAUUGAUCACCCUGAGUCUGACAGGAUCGUCAUAAAGGUUACGGUCAACGUGGGGAAAGUGAUCGCCAUCAAUUAUCAAGGCCACCCACGUCAGAAAACCUGGCAUGACAGCAGAUACGGCCAGGUGUAUGACACCGCCUGGGUACCACCCAAGUGUGGAAUGGUGAAGAGCGGUUUGGAAGAGGAUUGUGUCUGGGAUCCCAAUCGGAUCAAGAUUCUUAAAACAAUCCAACCACGCCAAGUCCAGUCCUGCGGUGGACAUGGUGCACGGGGCUACAUUGAACCUGACACCAACAUGCAGUACCAGUGGGCUGAAGAUGACUUUGACGUGCCCGGGGGUGUGGUUUGCCUGGGCCUCUCCGAGCCAGUUAGUGGUAGAAAGUAUGUCAUGUACCAUGGCACCACCAAGAAGGCAGCUCAAUUAAUCUGUGCCAAUGGUUUUAAACAGUCUGCAAACGGGAUGCUCGGCCCUGGCGUCUACCUCAGCAGAGACCUGCAGAAAGCUAGCCGCUAUCCCAUUGAUCACCCUGAGUCUGACAGGAUCGUCAUAAAGGUUACAGUCAAUGUGGGGAAAGUGAUCGCCAUCAAUCAUCAAGACCACCCAUAUCGGAAGACCUGGCAUCACUACGGCUAUGACACCGCCUGGGUACCACCCAACUGUGGAAUGGUGAAGAGCGGUUUGGAAGAGGAUUGUGUCUGGGAUCCCAAUCGGAUCCAGAUUCUUAAAACAAUCCAACCACGCCCAGUCUCAACCUGGGUUCCACUGGGCCUCGCUGCACCAGUUAAUAAUGAAUGGUAUGUCAUGUACCAUGGCACCACCAGCCAUAAUGCUCAAUUAAUCCUGACCACUGGUUUCAAGCAGUCUGAGAAGGGGAUGCUCGGCCCUGGCGUUUACCUCAGCAGAGACCUGCAGAAAGCCAGCGCCUAUCCUAAACGUCACCCUAUAUCUGACAAGGUUGUCAUUAAGGUUAUGGUCAAUGUGGGGAAAGUGAUCACCAUCAAUUAUCAAGGCCACCCAUAUCAGAAGACUUGGCAUCACUACGGCUAUGACACCGCCUGGGUACCACCCAUGUGUGGAAUGGUGCAGAGCGGUUUGGAAGAGGAUUGUGUCUGGGAUCCCAAUCGAAUCCAGAUCCUUAAAACCAUCAACCCACACCUAGUGCAAUGCCCAUUUCAACCUUAUGGUGGAGAUGGUGCAUUUGGCUACAUGUGAGCUCUAUGAGACGUUAUCAAGUUAUUUUGUAUGCUCAAAUUUAUUUUUAUAUAUUUGGGCAUAUUACAUUUGUAUGUGGUUACUGUGUCAUUGUACCCUGGAAAAUAAAUGGUUGAUUUUAAAUCUGAA